Caenorhabditis elegans is the source of this 5019-nucleotide messenger RNA. RefSeq names its product PDZ domain-containing protein (gene par-3). The transcript is spliced from 16 exons. Gene Ontology annotation, cellular component: cytoplasm. Bases 82 to 4683 code for a protein of 1533 amino acids. The record is from RefSeq and is marked reviewed. NCBI's taxonomy places the organism in Eukaryota, Metazoa, Nematoda, Chromadorea, Rhabditida, Rhabditidae.
AGAUAGAAAAGGUCUCGCAGAGCAAAUAGGUGCGAAACGAGAGAGCCUCUCGGGAGGAGAAACGUUGAUUGAUCGAUCAUCAUGUCGGCUUCAUCCACGUCAUCAUCUAGCACAUCGUGUCCGGAAGGUGGCGAACCAUCGGGAAGCUGUAAAAGCAGCGACGAGGGUGAAUCGACACUGAAAAAACGAAUGCAACAGUACGGAAUUGCGAGUGGUUACGCGAAUUCCUCAAUAUCUACACUUGAUAGAAGCCAAUAUCAAUCGCUUCCACUGAAUGGAACUCGCCGAGUCACUGUUCAAUUUGGACGAAUGAAAAUUGUGGUACCAUGGAAGGAAUCGGAUCAGACAGUUGGUCAACUAGCAGACGCAGCACUUCUUCGGUACAAAAAAGCGAGGGGAAUGGCAAACGAAGAUCGGAUACACGUACACCGACUCGAGUGCGCGUCUGAUGGUGGAAUUCUCGAUAUGGAUGAUGUUUUAGAAGAAGUUUUUGAUUUGAAUUAUGAUCAGAUCCUGGCAAUCACUGAUGAAGCUAAUGGCGGAUCAACUACUCCAACGUAUUCUCAAAUUCAAAAACAACAGCAUCACUAUGCACAACCUCUACCAUAUGCUAGGAAAUUCGAUGGAGGACCAUCAACACCGAUUGCGAGUGCUUUUGGAAGCGUAACUGUCAACCAUCAGGCUCACCGUGCUGCAUCUCCAUAUAAUGUCGGAUUUGCAAGAAGCAAUUCUCGAGACUUUGCGCCACAGCCAACACAUUCGAAAGAACGACGCGACUCGGUUGUCGAAGUGAGCAGUUUUGAUCAGAUUCCACAAUCUGGGCUUCGAGUAUCGACACCGAAACCGAGCAGACAAUCGGAGGAUGUUAUAGACGGAAAACCAAUGAAUCAACCGAUUCUGCGAUCCUCACUUAGAACUGAAGCUUCAGGAAGUCGUACCGAAGAAGCGACGCCUGUAAAACAAUCCAGAGUUACGUUGAGCCCAGAAGUUGAGAAGAAGCUCGCCGAGCAGGAUGAACGGAAAAGUGAACGUAGGAAACAUUAUGAUAAGAAUCCUGGACGAUUUGCGAGAGGUUCUGAUCGAAAAUCAAGGAUAACUGAUGCUCUUUUGGAUGCUCGUGACAGAAUCGCCGAUCAACUAGAAAGUCAGAAUCCAGCAGAAGAGACGAAAAGUCAGAUGAUUCGAGUGAAAAUUGAUCAAGGUCCCAUGCCAGGAACGUCGCUUGUCACUUUCCCACCGAUUCCAGAAAAAUCAGAAAACGAAAAGCAGUUGGGAAUAGAGGUGAAUGCAGUAUUUGAUGAAUCAUCUGAACUACCGGGAACAUCAGAACCUACUAAACUUAGUUCUGUUCAAAUUAUGAAGAUCGAAGAUGGUGGUCGAAUUGCAAAAGAUGGACGGAUACGAGUUGGUGAUUGUAUUGUUGCAAUAGAUGGAAAACCCGUUGAUCAGAUGUCCAUUAUUCGAGUACGUGCUUCAAUCUCAGAUCUUGCGGCGGUCACUUCACGUCCAGUUACUUUGAUUAUCAAUCGAUCAUUGGAAUCAUUUCUUGAGCAGGAAUCGUCGGCUAAGCCAAUUCAAUCGGCUCUACAACAGGCGAAUACUCAAUAUAUCGGGCAUACGACAGUUGUUGAAUUGAUAAAGAGCUCUAAUGGAUUUGGCUUCACUGUGACCGGACGUGAAACUGCAAAAGGAGAACGUCUAUUCUACAUUGGUACCGUUAAACCGUACGGAGUUGCUCUCGGUCAUCUAAAAUCUGGAGACAGACUUCUAGAGAUCAAUGGAACCCCGACGGGACAGUGGACGCAAUCCGAGAUUGUGGAAAAGUUGAAAGAGACGAUGGUCGGUGAGAAGAUAAAGUUUCUCGUGUCGAGAGUCUCUCAAAGUGCUAUAAUGAGCACGUCUGCUUCAUCUGAGAAUAAGGAAAAUGAGGAGACACUGAAAGUUGUUGAAGAGGAGAAGAUUCCACAGAAGCUUCCGUUACCGGCUCUUAUGACACCUCCAGUACCAAAAGAUACUCCAGCUCUGUCACCUUCCGGAGCAUCACGAUUUGAGAUUGUGAUUCCAUUCAUCAACGGAUCAAGUUCCGCAGGGCUCGGAGUUAGUCUGAAGGCUCGAGUAUCGAAAAAAUCAAAUGGAUCAAAAGUGGAUUGUGGAAUCUUUAUCAAGAAUGUGAUGCAUGGAGGUGCUGCAUUCAAAGAAGGAGGUCUACGAGUUGAUGAUCGAAUUGUUGGAGUUGAGGAUAUCGAUUUGGAGCCACUGGACAAUCGGGAAGCUCAGGCGGCGUUGGCUAAGAAAUUAAAAGAAGUUGGAAUGAUUAGCUCAAAUGUGAGACUGACGAUUAGCAGAUACAAUGAAUGUAAUCCUGGACAAAUCUCAAGGGAUUUAUCAAGAAUUACUGUGGAUGCUUCAUCACCAUCACCUUCAUCUCGAAUGUCUUCGCAUACAGCUCCAGAUUCUUUACUUCCAUCACCAGCAACUCGUGGAACAUCGUCUAGUGGAGCAGAUUCUUCUCACUCGAGGCAAUCGUCCGCUUCAUCAGCUGUUCCAGCAGUGCCUGCAAGACUAACUGAAAGGGAUUCGAUUGUUUCAGACGGAACAAGUCGGAAUGAUGAAUCAGAACUUCCUGAUUCGGCUGAUCCGUUUAAUCGGGAAGGUCUCGGAAGGAAAAGUCUCAGUGAAAAAAGAGGAAUGGGAGCAGCUGCUGAUCCACAGCACAUCAAAUUGUUCCAAGAUAUCAAACAUCAGAGACAGAAUAGUGCUCCGACGUCUUCAACUCAAAAACGAAGCAAAUCUCAACCUCGAUCUUCGUCACAACGGAACUACCGUAGUCCCAUGAAGCUUGUAGAUCUUCCGACAACUGCUGCGGCUUCUGCUUCUACGAAUUCUCAGAAUCUCGACGACUCUGAUAUGCUGAAUCGCCGUUCUCAGAGCAUGGAAAGUAUAAAUCGGCCAGUGGAGAGCAUUCUCCGUGGAACGGGGCAAAUUCCAACAGGAUCAUCUUCAAAAGUUCAAUUUAUGCAAGCAGCGAGUCCUGAUCAACAUCCAUUUCCACCUGGAGCCGCAUUGCUUAGAUUGAAGAAUGAAGAGAGUCGAUCAAGAGAUAAAUCAAGAAGAAAGAGUAUGGGAAACCCUUUCAGUGCGAUGCGAAACUUCUUUGGAUUCGGAAGCAAAUCAAGAGAUGCAUCACCAGAAAAAACACCGACUGAAUCAGUUCAAUUAAGAUCUGUAGAACGACCUAAAUCAAUAAUUGAUGAAAGAAAUAAUGGAUCAUCUGAACGUGCUCCACCUCCUCUACCACCACAUCAAUCACAACGACGUGGAAGUGGUGGAAAUGUAUUUGUAGAUUAUGGUGAACCAUAUGGACUCAUUCCACAGUAUCCCCAUAAUACGUCAAAAAUCAUGGCAACAAGUGCCCAAAACGGUAUUCGUCUUAUUUCCUAUACAAAGAAUCAAUCUUCAUCACCACCUCCACCUCCACCUGCGGGAGGAUUAUCUCCACUUCAACUGGGGAAUUCAAAAUUCUAUUCCAGCUAUCGAGAACCUUCUAUAACUCAACGGCCUAGACUUCCGGAUAUGAGUCGUACGCCGACUCUGAGCUCUACGAUCGAUACGCGGCCCAUCGCUAUCACCCGCGUGGGGGCCCAAUCAUCGAUGAAGACGAAUACAUUUACAGACAACAGAGUACCAGCGGUAAUUCACCGAUCAACACGUCGUCCUAUGUCAACUAUGGAUUACCAGCAUCUAAUGCGUACCAUGUCGGUUCCCGAAUACCACCACAAACCUCCAGUGGAAGUAUCUCGAAAACCAGUGGAGCGAUGCGUCGUGUCUAUCCCGCCGAAUACGAUGAAGACGUCGCCUACCAUCAACAAAUUCCCCAACAAUCAACGAGAUAUCAACAGGGUAGCGGUAGUGGACGUGGUAACGCCGACUACCAUCACAUGUUCAACUCGUGGUUCGCGUACACUGGCGGUGGAGCAGUCGGCGCCGCUCCGGUCAUCAAGUCCUCGUACGGAUCAUCGCCGGUACGGAUCGCAGCCGCUUCGGCCAUCGAACGAGGCGAAUCGUUCGUCGUCGAGCCCGUCAGUGGUUCGUCGGCCUCGGCCACUGACCGUCGGGGACGGAGCACUUCGAGUGGAGCCGUUGCCUCUGGAUCAUCAUCAACUGGGUUCCAAUAUGCCGCGAAGGAGAAGUAUGCGGAUGCUCGAUCUGGAAAAUUCAAUGGUGGAUCGACCCGACUCUUUAUUCCAAGACACGGCGGUGGGCUCAGCGCGGCUGCGUUUGCAACAAACUUCGGGGGAGAAGCCUACGAGACACGUGGUGGAGGAGCCGGCGGCUCGCCGAGCCAAUACCGUCGCAGAGAUCAGGGACCGCCUCAUCGUUUUCCCCAGUACUAGAUUUCCAAUAGCUGCCUCAUCAAUGCGUGUAUCAUCAGCGGCACAACCGCUUGCGAAUUCUGUAAACCUACGAUCUGUAUCAAAUAAUAAAAUCAACGAUAAUUCCGCUGAGCGAAUCUCAUUAAGAGCCAGAAAGAAGCUUCAUCGAGAAGCAGUAACACGAAGCGAGUUCUUCUUGCCACCGUCGUAUUCAAAUGAGAAUAUCAAACUGUUCAACAGUCUCCUUCCGCCAUCCACAUCAAGUAUCAUGACAACAAAGACCCCGUCACCUACGACGCCGAAAAAUUAAAGAUUCUAUGGCUUUAUAUAUAUAUAUUUAAUUCCUCUAUAAUUCUCCUUUUCACUUCUCCCUCGAUAUCUAUAACUCACUUCUAAAAAGCCGGUUCUUCUUAUUCUAAACAUUUUAGUAGGGAAUUAUCUCUAUUUCUCUCUCCUGUUGAAUUCAUAGCCGUCGUCCAUCUCUGUGAUGUUUUCUAUAUUGUUUGUAUUUAGUAGCCUCCCGAAUCAAAUCAAAUCCAUUUUUAUUCUGUUUAACAUACUUCUUGUUUUAUAACGAAUGUUGUUGUGAGCUUUUAGAUUCAAGAUUUAAAAACAAAAUCAAUCGAAUGAAUCUGGUGAAUUUAUG